This is a messenger RNA of Dermatophagoides farinae (American house dust mite), 2011 nucleotides long. Its product is annotated as polyubiquitin-C. The record is from RefSeq and is a predicted model, not a curated record. Gene Ontology annotation, molecular function: protein binding. NCBI's taxonomy places the organism in Eukaryota, Metazoa, Arthropoda, Arachnida, Sarcoptiformes, Pyroglyphidae.
CAUUACUACAUCAUUUGUGAUUUUUGUGUUAAGCUUGUUUAACGAAUUUUUUUCUUCGACUCGUUUUUUUUGCUCUCUCUCUCUAUUUCUAUCUUGUUUUUGUGUGUGUCCUCGAUUACAAUUUUAUUGCGUCGUAUUUUUUCAUCAUUCAAUCCAAUUUUAAACAAAUUCUUUUUGCUGUUUUGAAAUUUGCAAUUCUAUUAUCUCGAUAAUCAUGCAAAUCUUUGUGAAAACUUUGACCGGAAAAACCAUCACUUUGGAAGUGGAACCAUCGGAUACCAUCGAAAAUGUUAAGGCCAAGAUUCAGGAUAAAGAAGGUAUUCCACCAGAUCAGCAACGAUUGAUCUUUGCUGGAAAACAAUUGGAAGAUGGCCGUACAUUGUCCGAUUAUAACAUUCAAAAAGAAUCGACAUUGCAUUUGGUACUUCGUCUUCGUGGUGGUAUGCAAAUUUUCGUGAAAACUUUGACUGGUAAAACCAUUACAUUGGAAGUGGAACCAUCGGACACAAUCGAAAAUGUUAAGGCUAAAAUUCAAGAUAAAGAAGGUAUUCCACCAGAUCAGCAACGUUUGAUCUUUGCUGGCAAACAAUUAGAAGAUGGUCGAACUUUGUCCGAUUAUAAUAUUCAAAAAGAAUCUACAUUGCAUUUGGUAUUGCGUCUACGUGGUGGAAUGCAUUUUGUCAAAACAUUAACUGGUAAAACCAUUACAUUGGAAGUGGAACCAUCGGACACUAUUGAAAAUGUCAAAGCUAAAAUCCAAGAUAAAGAAGGUAUCCCACCAGACCAGCAACGAUUGAUCUUUGCCGGAAAGCAAUUGGAGGAUGGUCGAACUUUGUCCGAUUACAACAUUCAAAAAGAAUCCACCCUUCAUCUCGUAUUACGACUUCGUGGUGGUAUGCAAAUUUUUGUCAAAACCUUAACUGGUAAGACUAUUACAUUGGAAGUCGAACCAUCGGACACGAUUGAAAAUGUGAAAGCAAAAAUCCAAGAUAAAGAGGGUAUUCCACCAGAUCAGCAACGAUUGAUUUUUGCUGGUAAACAACUUGAAGAUGGCCGUACAUUAUCUGAUUAUAACAUCCAAAAGACUACUCUCCAUCUUGUCUUGCGUCUACGUGGUGGUAUGCAAAUUUUUGUCAAAACAUUGACCGGCAAAACCAUUACAUUGGAAGUCGAGCCAUCCGAUACCAUUGAAAAUGUGAAAGCUAAAAUCCAGGACAAAGAAGGAAUCCCACCAGAUCAACAACGUUUGAUCUUUGCCGGUAAACAGUUGGAAGAUGGCCGAACAUUGAGUGAUUAUAAUAUCCAAAAAGAAUCCACCCUCCAUCUUGUCUUACGUCUACGUGGUGGUAUGCAAAUUUUCGUCAAGACUUUGACUGGUAAAACAAUUACAUUGGAAGUUGAGCCAUCAGAUACAAUCGAAAAUGUGAAAGCCAAAAUUCAAGAUAAAGAAGGAAUCCCACCAGAUCAGCAGCGAUUGAUUUUUGCCGGUAAACAGUUGGAAGAUGGCCGAACCUUGAGUGAUUACAACAUCCAAAAAGAAUCCACUCUCCAUCUUGUGUUGCGUCUUCGUGGUGGUAUGCAAAUAUUCGUAAAAACUUUGACUGGUAAAACAAUCACCUUGGAAGUGGAACCAUCGGAUACCAUUGAAAAUGUAAAAGCUAAAAUUCAAGACAAAGAAGGUAUCCCACCAGAUCAGCAACGGUUGAUUUUUGCCGGUAAACAAUUGGAAGAUGGCCGUACUUUGUCCGAUUACAACAUUCAGAAGAAUCCACCCUCCAUCUUGUACUGCGACUUCGUGGUGGAAACUAAAAAUGAUAAUGGAUGUCAUCAAACCAUCUGUUAUUCGACAAAAAAAAUUAAAUUCCACUAUAUCAUUUCAUGAAAAAAUUUAAAUCCGAAAAUUGUAGUUUUACAGUCAAUGAAAAAAAAAUUAAAUUUAAUUUGUAGUAGUCAAAUUCUUUAUCUGUGUGUGUAAUUCCAUCAUACAUUAAACAUUCAUAAUUCAAUUCAA